Messenger RNA from Drosophila navojoa, 662 nucleotides. It is a transcript of the gene PolZ2, whose product is annotated as DNA polymerase zeta subunit 2. NCBI's taxonomy places the organism in Eukaryota, Metazoa, Arthropoda, Insecta, Diptera, Drosophilidae. The record is from RefSeq and is a predicted model, not a curated record. Gene Ontology annotation, cellular component: zeta DNA polymerase complex.
AGCCGCUAAUGAAUUGAAAUAGUUCUUUAAUAAAUACAAAUGGAUUUAGAAGAGAUUAUAGCAAUACAUGUGGAAGCCAUCGAAGUGAUUUUAAAUCAUAUACUUUAUGUGCGCGGCGUUUAUCCGGCACAAAUCUUUAAGAAACGCCGAGUCUACAAUACCCCAGUCUUUAUAGUCGCCUUCCCAGCCUUGAAUCCUUACCUGGCAAAUAUUUUGAAAACUGUGCAGAAUUUGUUGACAAAUGCGGCGCAACAAUUAAAGAUAGAAAUAAUUAUAUACUCAAACGAAUCGGAACAUAAGGAGAGCUACUUUCUGGAAAUGGAGCCACUUCAGGCUGAUCCCACACAAGACCAGUAUUUAAUGGAUUACGAGCAACAGUUAAGGUCAGCUCUCUACAAAUUCGCUGAUCGCGUGAAACAUUUGCCAAAACUUGGCCAGAACGCCAAGUUUAAGGUCCAUAUACAUACAACACAGACGACAUUUACGCAGCUUAGCCAUAACGCGCAAUACCAGGAGUUUCCCUGGCUGCAGUCAACUGAAAGUCCGCACCAGCUGAAGUCACAGAAAUUCUCUCUGCUGCCCUUGUCUAAAGUUGAUAAAGUCGGUCUGCGAAUGGCGGCAUAUAUAUGCAAUUAGUUUUACAAUUUUAAUCAUUAAGAAUU